AGAACAAUAGUUUAUAUGUAAAUGCCGUACGUCGGAGUUGGAGCACAAACAGUUUCCACAAGCUUAACAGGAGCGCCUAUGGUGAAGGCAUACAUUGCAAUUGCUGCCUCUUUGAUUUUUGUUUUUUGUAUUGCUGCGUUGGGUGUUCAUCACUCGGAAAGAAAGUUCAACAAAUUCAAUAAAGUUUCAAUUGAUGACAUUCAUAAAUCUGAUGCAGGAGUUAUUCAAGACAACAUAAAAACGGAAAACAUCAAAAAGUACCUCCGAAUAUUCACAAAAGAUCCACAUGUAGCUGGAACAGAAGCUAACAAAAAAGUCGCUUACGAAAUUGCAAAUGCGUGGUCGGAAGCAGGAUUGGAAGAUGUUCACACAUUACCGUAUGAAGUUUUGCUGUCGUAUCCUGACUUUGAAAAUCCAAAUUCUGUUAUAAUAAAGUCGUCGGCUGGAAAAGAAGUAUUCAAGAGCAAGGGAGUUAGUCCAGUUAUUAUACCAGACGAGCAAUCAGGAAAGUAUGCUGGGCACCAGUGGCUUGCAUAUGCCGGCAAUGGAUCCGCUUCUGCAGACGUCGUCUACAUUAAUCACGGAACAGCCAACGAUUUCAAGAACUUGAAGCUAAUGGGUGUAGAUAUUAAAGGAAAAAUUGCUCUGAUGAGAUACGGUCAUGGUUUCCGGGGUGACAAAAUUCAUAAAGCACAGCAGGCGGGUGCGAUUGGAGCUAUACUGUUUUCGGAUACACAGGAUGUUGCUCAGGAUGGUGUAGAAUCAGAGAAUGUUUAUCCAAAAAAAAUUUGGAUGCCUAAUGAGGGUGUUCAGAGAGGAUCCCUUAUGCAUGGAGAUGGAGAUGCACUCUCUCCUUACUAUCCUUCCAAAAAAGAACUUUUCAAAGGAAGAACUAUUGAAGAGGCUAAAGAAGACGGCGUUCUACCUUCAAUACCAGUUCUCCCUGUCUCCUAUACAACAGGAUAUGAAAUUCUGAAACGAUUAUCCGGUCGGCCGGCUCCAUCGGACUGGCAAGGAUUUGUCGGUGGAAACCUCACUUACAAGCUUGGUCCAGGCUUUGUGAAUGGAGAGAAAUUGUCCAUCAAUGUGCACAGUGAGCUGAGGACAAAACGAAUUAGAAAUGUUAUUGGAUAUAUUCGUGGGUCUGAAGAGCCCGAUAGCUAUAUUAUGCUUGGAAACCAUUUCGACGCAUGGGUCUAUGGAUCAAUUGAUCCUAAUUCUGGAACAGCUGUGUUGGCGGAGGUUGCGAGAGCCAUGAUGCAAACUAUUAACGAAACCAGUUGGAAACCAGCUCGCACUAUCGUAUUCAACGCAUGGGAUGCCGAAGAGUUUGGACUUAUUGGAUCAACAGAAUUCGUCGAAGAAUUUGUAAAUAUUUUGCAGAAAAGAGCUGUGGUCUAUAUUAACAUGGAUUGUAUUCAAGGAAACAUAAGUCUGCACGUCGACACAGUUCCGAUUCUCGAGCACGCCGUCAUUGAAGCAUCAAAACAAGUGGAAAAUCCAUCAAAACGUGAGAGAUCUCGCGGAAGAAAAACGCUCUAUGACACGUGGAUGAAAGUGUUUCCUGAUAAGAAAGCGGGUGUUCCAAAAAUAAGAGUUCCCGGCGGCGGAUCAGAUCACGCGCCAUUUUUGAAUUUUGCUGGUGUUCCGGUGAUCAACUUCACUUUCAAAAACUACACAACAUGGGACACGUAUCCACUGUACCAUACAAUGUACGAGACGCCGUUUUCCAACAUUCAUCUAUUGGAUACAGACAACUUAUCAGUGCACAAAGCAAUUGGGCAGUAUUGGGCUGAGUUGGCGAAGACGUUUGCGGAUGAUGUAAUUCUCCCAAUGAAUACCACACAUUUUGCGUCAGUCAUGCUGAAAACCUAUCUCCCACAACUGAAAACAACAAUCUCCGGAAUAAAUGUUUCGAGAAGCGAUUUCGAAGAUAUACGCACACAGUAUGCACUUCUCUCAAAAAGUGCUCAAGAUUUACUUACAAUGUCAAAAAAAUUCCAAGAAACCAUCCAUUUUACACAACACAGCUUCUCUCAGAAUCCAUACGACCCGAAACACGUGAAUGCGGUCAAUGAGAGAUUAAAGAGCACGGAAAGAUGCUUCAUCAACCCCCGUGGCGUUUCAAUGCACAAUCCCUCAGCUAGACAUGUCCUGUUUUCAGUCAGCGAUUCUGAUUCAUACUCGAGUUCUUUAAUGGCAGGAGUACAGAAUGCGAUCAACAGUUACGACUUGAAUCCAACCAAAAAAGGCUUGAGGGAAAUAAUCAACCAAAUCUCCAUUGUCCAGUACUCUGUUAUUUGCGUUGUAAACACUCUACGUGAUGUUAUUUGAUGGGUUUUACUGUAAUAAUGAACAAUUCACAUUAUAAAACUGAAUCUCUAAAAAUGAAGUACCAAAUAGUUU
This is a messenger RNA of Caenorhabditis elegans, 2406 nucleotides long. RefSeq names its product Glutamate carboxypeptidase 2 homolog (gene gcp-2.1). Gene Ontology annotation, molecular function: metallocarboxypeptidase activity. Lineage: Eukaryota; Metazoa; Nematoda; Chromadorea; Rhabditida; Rhabditidae. The coding region runs from base 22 to 2334 and encodes 770 amino acids. The record is from RefSeq and is marked reviewed. Gene Ontology annotation, cellular component: membrane. The transcript is spliced from 13 exons.